Molecule: messenger RNA, 2572 nt
Organism: Aspergillus welwitschiae
Lineage: Eukaryota; Fungi; Ascomycota; Eurotiomycetes; Eurotiales; Aspergillaceae
Product: M3 family metallopeptidase
Exons: 5
Coding region: 59-2110 (683 amino acids)
Biological process (GO): peptide metabolic process; proteolysis
Cellular component (GO): mitochondrial intermembrane space
Molecular function (GO): metalloendopeptidase activity
Source: RefSeq, a predicted model, not a curated record
AGCCACGUCAACCCAAGGAGUAAGGAGCUUAUGAGCCCACGUCGCAGUGUCCUACAUCAUGACCAUCGAGGAAUGUGCCCCACUACCCACCUUUGACGUUACACCCACCGCAAUUCUAGACCAUGCCAAUCAGGUUAUCCACAGGGUUCAGCUGGAGGUCGAUCAGCUACUCAACACAGUUGCAAUCGGGGAUGCCACCAUUGAUACCUUAGUGCGUCCACUGGGCAAUAUAGACAAUGAGUUCAAGUAUGUGGUUCAAUACAUUGCCCUAUUCCAAUCAGUCGCGCCGUCGCCCGACCUGCGGAAAGCAUCGUCAGAGGCAGUGAACCUGGUCAAUCAGGCUUACCUGGCUCUGUUCCAAGAUGAGCGCCUCUUUGCUCUGGUCGACGUUGUGUAUGGCAACGUCAAUGAGGAUAUUCAGGAUGGCGAGCUCAUGCGUCUCCUGUCGAGAUUCCAUCGCAUGUUUGUCGAUAAUGGCCUCCGUCUGACUGGGGCAGAUCGCGAUCGGUUUCAGCGCAUCACAAAGCGGUUGCUUGAACUGCGAGUCCAAUUUAUGGACAAUAUUGCCACCGACCCAGGGAGUCUGUGGAUAACCCCAGAUGAAUUGGAGGGUCUCGACGAUGGCCUGUUAAAGAACCUCGAACGGGGUCCUUCUGGGACCCGCAUUCGCCUGGAUCGGCCAACAGUCAGCACUAUUCUGGGAAAGUGCAGCGUGGCUCAAACCCGGCGAGAUGUUUUUCUGAGUAAUCAGACAAUUUACCCUCAGAAUGUCAAAAUCUUCCAGGAGACUAUCAGGCUGCGACACGAAGCCGCUCGACUACUGGGGUUCCCGUCUUUCGCAGCGCAACAACUACGGCACCAGCUGGUUAAGUCUCCUAGCGCUGUCACAGACCUCCUGGAGGACCUUGGGCAUAAACUGCAGCCACUUGCGAUUAGUGAGUUGCAAGCCUUACAGGCGUUCGCAGGAAUAGAAUCUCCACUUCAUCUCUGGGAUUUCGACUACUAUCACCGCCGCAUGCUGCAAGAGCAGUAUUCCGUCAGCCACGAUUUGAUCUCCGAGUAUUUCCCCGCUGAACACACUAUUCAGCGGAUGCUGGGCACCUUCGAAAGGCUGUUCGGGUUAUCCAUCACGGAAGUUACAGAGAAGACUGAUCGGCAUGUAUGGCACCCUGAUGUCAGGGUAUUCGCAGUACGUGACAAGCAGGAGUCUUCAAGCUCCUUUCUAGGCUAUCUCUAUACGGAUAUCUACCCUCGCCCAGGAAAAUACAACCAUGCGGCCAACUUCAACAUUCACCCCGGGUUUCAGAAGAAAGAUGGGACUCAAUCCCCUGUAGCCACGGCUCUUGUGUGCAAUGUCUCGCCAGCUACAGCCGACCGACCCGCGCUUUUGCAGCACAGGGAGGUCAUCAGCCUGUUCCAUGAGCUAGGACACGGAAUGCAUGAUCUCCUGGGAAGAGCCAAGUACGCUUUAUUCUCCGGCCAUCGAACUGUGCGAGACUUCGUCGAGGCACCCAGUCAGCUACUGGAAUAUUGGUGCUGGGUACCAGAGUGUUUGCAACAGCUCAGUUGCCAUUACACCUACCUUCCCGGGUAUAAGAGCACUGUGAUGGAUGCCAACCGGCCACCCAGAGAGAUCCCCGAGGCCCUAGUCAAAGGACUUGCUGCCGUGAAGCAAGUCAAUCAGGGUAUCUUGACCCUGAGACAAGUCGCCUUCAGUGCAUUCGAUAUGGAGGUACAUGGCGAGCACGGCCAGGAAAUCUCGGAAGGCAAUGGCAUAUCCGAGCGAUACAACUCGAUACUACAGAAUAUGACCCUCCUCCGAGGCCCUAAGGAAGGGAACUGGGGCCAUGGAUAUGCCACGACCCAGCAUUACAUGUGGGGCCAAGAGGCCAACUACUUCUCGUACCUCUACACCCGGACCUUGGCAGCGGACAUUUGGACCUCCAACUUCCGUGACGAUCCCAUGAGUGCGGAAGCUGGACUUCGCUAUCGACGAAUGAUUCUCGCCAAUGGUGGCAGUAGAGACGAGUUGGACAUGCUCAGAGAGUUCCUGGGACGAUCUCCAUCGCCGGAAGCAUAUCUCAGGGAUCUAGGGGUCGGGGAAGCAUAGCUCCUGAGUCGUUGGUGGGCGGUGCCAUUCAAGGCUUGACGAACCGUGGUUGUAGCUUAUGCGGUGAAGAUCACACGAGCAGCAGCGGAGCGCCUCCGAGUCAUGAUGAUGCUCCUUCAUGGCUGCCAGCUCGUGUUGGCAGCACGAGGAUGUAAGACGGCGGCUCAGCCACAAAUCUCCGCGGUCGCACGGAGACUUAACGGAGGGCAGCGCGGAUCGAAGAAUGUACAUAAAGACGGAAGGGACGAUGGUUUUAUUUUUCAGUAAUCAUCGCAAUAUCAAGCAAAUUAGUACUUCGGUCAUUCUCUCCCUUUCCAUAAACCAAAAAUGCAACAACAGCCAACAGUAGCCUUUUUUGGGGCAACGGGGGGAUGUGCCAAUGCGUGUCUGGCACUGGCCUUGCAAGCCGGGUAUCACUGCUCCGCCCUGGCUCGCACGCCCUCCAAGCUCCACAACCUGCUC